AUGGAUUCUGGUAAUAGUGGAAGUAUUUCUUCAAGUGGUGAUGAAGAAUAUGAUUCAAGAACGCAUCAUCCAACACUCCUUCCUUCAAAUUUCUUCAAUCAACAACAACCUUCUCUUCAAUUUCAUUCCAUCUCACACAAUCCACAAUCUUUUCAUCUUGGAUCAAACUCAAACUCAAACUCAGUUUCUUUCUUUGAUCUUUCACCAAACUACCUUCAAAAUCUCCCUCAGUCACAACCAAACAUAGACACAUCUUCAUUUCCUCCAUCAUCUCAAGGACUUUCAUCAUCAUCAUCAUUAUCAUUUUCAUUACAACAACAACAACACUCAAACCAAUGUUUGUUAACAACUCCUCAAGCUCUUGGACUUAAUGAUAACAACAACAAUAAUGCAAGAACAACAUCAACACCGUCACCGUCACCGGCAACAACCAAUAAUGCAACAAGAAAUUCAAAGAAGAGAACAAGAGCUUCAAGAAGAGCACCUACAACGGUUCUAACAACCGACACUUCGAAUUUCAGAGCCAUGGUUCAAGAAUUCACAGGUAUCCCUGCACCACCUUUUUCAGGUUCUUCUUAUUCUCGUCGUCUCGAUCUUCUCACUUCAUCAUCAUCUUUAAGAUCAAGUAAUUCAUCUCAUCACUUCGAUCCAACAGCAACAACAACAACUUCUUUUUACCCUCUUCGUCCUUCACCACAAAAACUUUAUCAUCAAAAUCCAUUGCUUUUAUCUUCAUCUUCAUCGUCACCGCAUAACAACAACAUGGUUGAUGCAACUGUUAACAAUAAUUAUCAUCAACAACUACCAAUAUCUGAUUUGGGCUUACCUUAUAAUAAUCAUCAACAACAGCAACAACAUAACUUCAUGCUUAGCAUGCAGAAUCAGCAACCUAUUCAUACAUUCAACAACCUUUCCGCAUCUUCUUCACAACAGUUUCAUCCUUUUAGUCUAGGAGCGUUUGGUGCAAAGUCACAACAACAACAACAACAAACAAGUUUAUCAGUACAAUCUCUUGAAGAUCUUGGUGUGAAUCAAGGACAAGUUAAUGCACAUGUUGGUGGUGAUAAAGUGGUUGGUUCUUCUUCAACAGGUGGGGGUGUAGGUAGUAAUUGUAAGGUAAACUUUUCAGGUUCUGGAUCAAUUACGUUAAACCAUGAAAAGACAAUGGAGAAUAAUAAUAAUAAUAAUGAUAAUAGUAAUAAUAGUAAUAGAGGAGUUGAGGGUGUUGAUUCGUGGAUUUGUUCUUCUGAUUAG
This is a messenger RNA of Lathyrus sativus (Indian pea), 1254 nucleotides long. Lineage: Eukaryota; Viridiplantae; Streptophyta; Magnoliopsida; Fabales; Fabaceae. The record is from the annotation of a GenBank genome assembly.